CCACAGCCUUCAGGAGUCACCAUAGAUGACCCCUUCGUCACAGAAAUCAAUACUCAGAAACUCAAGCUUUCUCAGAAACAGAAGAGACUGGUUAGUGGCGAUGUCCUAUUGGAACUCCAAAUGUCAGCCCCCAAAGCCUAUCUGCUUCCCUCUCUGCAACCCAAAGCACCACCCACUUGAAACAUGGCCCACCAAAUAGCUUCUCCUGUCCGGAGAGUGUGGCUUACUGAGGCCAAGUCCACCGGCUUCUGGGGUGGGAAUGUGCACACUUGCUACACCUCCUCUGAAAAGCCUUCUCAGAUUCCCCAACAGAGAGAGACUCUGCCCACACCCCUGGAUACCCUUUCCCAGCAACUCAGACUUGGAGUAGACUUCAUUUCUUCAUGGAGCCUGCGAUAUGCCAGGCACUGUGCUAGGUACUGGGAUGGUCCCACCAGAUCUGCCAAGGUCCUUCAGGGCUGUGACUUUUUGUCUUUAAGAUCUGCAUGCCUGAUCGGGCACUUGAUGGCUGGCAUAUGUGCUCCAUAAAUGCUUCCAGUAGGUAUGUGAAGGCAGGAGUAAAGGGAUGUGUCUCCAUUGAGUUGUUGGCUCUGGGUUGGAGUAGAGACUCUUUACCAGCCUCAGGAAAGUUCCUUCCUCCAUUCCUGUUCUUUAAAGUGUUUACCUAGAAAUGAAUGCUGUCUUAUUAAGUACUUUAAGUUUUUUGUUGAUAUGAUUAUAAGAUUGUCAUUAUUUAAUCAGUACACAGCCAUUGUCCAAAUCUCACAGAUAAAAAAAAAAAUUUGAGCAAACUUAUAACUCCAGCUCACAGUGGAGCACUGUGGGCUGUGUGUUGAUUUUUCUUGUGUGAGUGUGUCUUGUGUAGAGGAUUUGGGGACACAUGGACCACACAUUUUGUGAGGUUGGGGAGUCCCAAAACGGAGGUAAAGGGGGUAGUAUGCACUCUUUGCGGAGAACAAGUACAGCCAUGGCUCCACAAGACCCGAUGACUUGGGGCGCCCACUCCCAAUCCCCCCUCACCUGCCACCGACUCGGUGGACCUGGGGUGGGUCUCUCCUUCUCUUCCUCCUGUGCGGCGACUGCUAAGCUGUUCUUAACCACCAGAGGGCGCUGUUCCCUCCCGUCGACCCUGCACCCCGGGCCGCCCUCCCCAUUUUCACCUGCAGGGGGAAGCAGAGAGCAUGGAGCACCGUGGAGCGCCUUGGAAAGCCUCCUUCCAGCCACCGGCUUGCUGAGGCCUUCCCAGCUGUUGAUAACCAGACCAAGAAGCAGUACAUGUCCAGCAGUCAAAUCCUCCAUUGGCAGCCACCUGUCCCCAUGGCCCACAUACACCAGUGGCCACACCAUUCUGCAUAAUCGAAAGCCCUGUUCAGAUGACGGCCGGAAACGAGCAGGCUGGCAGCAGCAGCCCCUGGGCACUACCAAGCCAAGGUAUCUGGAGCAGUUAGAGAACUAUCUACGCAAGGAGCUCCUCCUGCUGGACCUGGGCACAGAUUCUGCUCAGGAGCUGAGGCUUCAGCCUUACAGAGAGAUCUUUGAGUUCUUCAUAGAGGACUUCAAAACGUACAAGCCAUUGCUGUCCUCCAUCAAGAAUGCAUAUGAGGUGAUGCUGGCCCAACAGAAGGAGAGGAUUCGGGCUCUGGAGCCCCUGAAGGCCAAGCUUGUCACUGUGAAUGAUUACUGCAACAAGCAGAUCCUGGCCAUGAGGGCUGAGGAGAAAACCGAAAUCUCCAUGCUAAAGAAAGAGAAGAUGAAUUUGCUGAAACUCAUUGACAAAAAGAACGAGGAGAAGAUUUCAUUGCAGAGUGAGGUGACCAAACUGAGGAAGAACUUGGCUGAGGAGUACCUGCGCUAUCUCAGUGAGCGAGAUGCCCGCAAGGUCCUCAUCGCAGACCUGAAUGAGCUACGGUACCAGCGGGAAGACAUGUCACUAGCCCAAUCCCCAGGCAUCUGGGGGGAGGACCCCGUGAAGUUAACAGUGGCCCUGAAGAUGACCCGCCAAGACCUGGCCCGCACGCAGAUGGAACUCAACACCAUGAAGGCCAACUUUGGAGAUGUGGUGCCCAGGAGGGACUUUGAAAUGCAGGAGAAGACCAACAAGGAUCUGCAGGAGCAGCUGGACAGCCUGAGAGAUGACUACAAAGAGGUCUGCAAGGAGCACGAGAUCCUGCUGCAGUUGCACAUGAACACGCUGAAAGAGCGGGACCAGUUUUAUUCUGAGCUGCAGGAGAUCCAGCGCACCUCCACACCACGGCCUGACUGGACCAAGUGCAAAGAUGUGGUGGCUGGGGGUCCAGAUCGCUGGCAAUUACUGGCCAAGGGCAAGAACAGCGACCAGCUGGUGGAUGUGCUCCUGGAGGAGAUUGGCGAGGGGUUGCUCCAGGAGAAAGACUUCUUCUCUGGUCUGGGCUAUGAGGAGUCUGUCCCCCCUUUCCUUCGAUUUGAUGGUGUUGUGGAGAAUAAGAAGCCAACCAAGAAGGAUGUGAUAAACCUCCUUAGGGAUGCCUGGAAGGAACGUCUCACUGAGGAGCAGAAAGAGAAGUUCCCAGAUUUCUUCUUCAAUUUCCUGGAACGUCGCUUUGGGCCUGCUGAUGCCAUGGCCUGGGCUUACUCUAUUUUUGAAAACAUUAAGCUCUUUCGCUCCAAUGAGAUCAUGGGUCAGUUCUAUGCACUCUUGAUGGGAAAGAGGAGCGAAAGUGUGUACAUCAAGCAGAAGGAGACAAUAGCAGAGCUGCUGAAGGAGAUGACAAAUGUUGACAGUCAGAAUGAGGGGCUACUAACCAUGGAGCAGUUAAGGACUGUCCUCAAGAGCACCUUCCCCUUCAAGAAGGAAGAGAAAAUUCAGGAGCUAAUGGAAGCAGGGGGCUGGCAUCCCAACAGCAGCAAUGCAGACUUGCUCAACUACCACUCAUUGUUUAUAGAGGAUGAGGAGGGCCAGAGUGUGCCCUUUGUGCAAAAGCUAUGGGAACAGUACCUGGAUGAAAAGGAUAAGUACUUAAAGGAGCUAAAGCAGCAGCUGGGCCUGGAACUCCGUGAUAAGGUGACCCUACCCAAGGUACGUGAGGCCCUGAUGAUUAUCGAUUCCAAACUGGACAAGCAAACCCUGAACAGCUAUUUGAGCCAGGCCUUCCAGCUCCCUGUGACAAAACUGCCAGAGGAGGGUGAAGAGAUGGAAGAGGAUAUUGUGAUAUUGCUCCAGACUGCCCUGGAACGGCUUCAGAUGGCUGACAUCAGGCGCAUGGGGCCUCGAGAGCAGGAGCCUGCAAACUAGGGCCACUAUGGGCAGCUAAACCUUGACUUUUAGUAUAAAAUUGUUUGUCUGAACCCAUGCUAUUCUCCCAGUUAUGCUGGGGAGUCAAGGGGAGGGGGUUGGUUCCUGCCUGGCUGGCCCCAGGACAUGUACCAAAACAUGGCAUAUUCUGUU
Molecule: messenger RNA, 3424 nt
Organism: Hipposideros armiger (great roundleaf bat)
Lineage: Eukaryota; Metazoa; Chordata; Mammalia; Chiroptera; Hipposideridae
Gene: TSNAXIP1
Product: translin associated factor X interacting protein 1
Exons: 15
Coding region: 881-3271 (796 amino acids)
Cellular component (GO): cytoplasm
Source: RefSeq, a predicted model, not a curated record